Oncorhynchus nerka (sockeye salmon) is the source of this 2972-nucleotide messenger RNA. Its product is annotated as calpain-1 catalytic subunit. Bases 336 to 2474 code for a protein of 712 amino acids. Gene Ontology annotation, cellular component: cytoplasm. Gene Ontology annotation, biological process: proteolysis. Lineage: Eukaryota; Metazoa; Chordata; Actinopteri; Salmoniformes; Salmonidae. Gene Ontology annotation, molecular function: calcium-dependent cysteine-type endopeptidase activity; calcium ion binding. The record is from RefSeq and is a predicted model, not a curated record. The transcript is spliced from 22 exons.
AUCAAGUUAAGCCACCUGCUAAAUUUCAUCUCAUAUCUUAGAAUAUACUUUGGGCUAUAUAAUAUAAUUUGGUGUGUGUAUGGAAAAGCACCUCUCAUCAAACACGUUUUCUUUUGUUGAAUUCGCAAGAUAUGUGCUGAGUAAUGCAAAAUGCGUUGCGCAGGCCUAGAGGAAUCUUCUAUGGGACGGUCGGUGGGAGAAUCUGAGUGGCAGCCAGAAAACCAACCCAGCUUUUAGUUCAAUGAAGCACGGCGAGGCAUUUAACCGUGGCGGUCAAAAAAUCUCGGCGUAAACACGUCUGUAAGCUUUUUUUGAGUGGAGUUGGGGAGCAAGCUAUGGAGCAGGUGAUGGAGCAAGUUAUUGAACGUGUGUUUGCCUCUGGAGUGGCUGCUCGUUUGAGGAGCCAGUGGGACCGCAAUGAGGGCAUCGGUCAGAAUGACAAGGCCCUGAAGUUCUUAGGCCAAGACUUUGAAUAUCUCCGGUCCCACAGUCUGCAGAGCAGACGGCUGUUUGAGGACGAUGCAUUCCCUGCUCAGAUCUCGUCGCUGGGCUUCAAGGAGCUGGGGUCAUGCUCUACAAAGACACAGGGGGUCCGAUGGAUGCGCCCCACGGAGUUCUGCUCUGACCCUCACUUCAUCGUAGACGGAGCCACUCGCACUGACGUCUGCCAGGGAGCUCUGGGUGACUGUUGGCUGCUGGCAGCGAUUGCUUCACUUACACUGAAUGAGACUCUACUACAUCGGGUGGUGCCCCAUGGGCAGAGCUUCCACCAACAGUAUGCUGGGAUCUUUCACUUCCAGUUCUGGCAGUUUGGGGAGUGGGUGGAUGUGGUGAUUGAUGACAGGCUGCCAGUGAAGGAUGGGAAGCUGCUGUUUCUCCACUCAGCAGAGGGGGCUGAGUUCUGGAGCGCCCUGCUGGAGAAGGCCUACGCAAAGCUCAAUGGCUGUUACGAGGCCCUCUCAGGGGGCAGUACAUCGGAGGGGUUUGAGGACUUCACAGGGGGCGUGACAGAGAUGUUUGAGCUGAAGAAGGCCCAUCCAGACCUGUUCAGCAUAAUCAGUAGAGCAGUGGAGCGAGGUUCCCUGCUGGGAUGCUCCAUAGAUAUCUCUGGUGUUUUCGAGAUGGAGGCGAUGACAUUCAAGAAGCUGGUGAAAGGCCAUGCCUACUCUGUGACAGGUGUGGAGGAGGUGGAGUUUAAAGGAAGUCCCACCAAGCUCCUGCGGAUCAGGAACCCCUGGGGAGAGGUGGAGUGGACCGGAGCCUGGAGUGACAAUUCAAGAGAGUGGGCUGGAGUUGACCCAUCGGUCAGAGCUAGAUUGUACAACCGUAGCGAAGAUGGCGAGUUCUGGAUGUCAUUCCGUGACUUUCUGCGUGAGUUCAGCCGUUUGGAGAUCUGUAAUCUGACAGCAGACGCCCUGCAGGCCAGCCAAGUGAAGAAGUGGAGCUCAACGCUCUACCCUGGAGAGUGGAGGAGAGGCAGCACUGCAGGGGGCUGCAGGAACUACCCAGCAACGUUCUGGCUCAACCCUCAAUUCAAAGUGGCCCUUCAGCACCCAGACACAGAUGGCCAAUCAGGUUGCAGCUUCCUGGUGGCGCUGAUGCAGAAGGAUCGUCGUCGGCAACGGCGUGAGGGGAAAGACAUGGAGACCAUUGGAUUCACCAUCUAUGAGGUUCCAGAAGAGUUUACAGGUCGGGCCGGGGUACAUCUAAAGAGGGACUUCUUCCUGACCCACGGCUCCAGUGCCCGGUCAGAGCUCUUCAUCAACCUGAGAGAGGUCAGCACCCGCUUCUGCCUGCCCCAGGGAGAGUAUAUCGUCAUCCCCUCCACCUUCGAGCCCCAGAAGGACGGAGACUUUGUGCUCAGGGUGUUCUCUGAAAAGCCAGCUGACUCCCAGGAAUUGGAUGAUGACAUCACAGCUGAUCUGCCUGAGGAGGUAGAGCUGGAUGAGAGCCAGAUUGAUGCAGGCUUCAAGGGUCUCUUCAGACAGCUCGCUGGAGCGGAAAUGGAGAUCAGUGCCACAAAGCUUCAGACCAUCCUAAACAGAAUCAUCAGCAAGCAUAAGGACCUGAAGACAGACGGCUUUGGCAAGGAGGCGUGUCGUUGCAUGAUAACUCUCAUGGAUACCAGCGGCACUGGGAAGCUGGGCUUGACAGAGUUCCAUGUGCUGUGGGAGAAGAUCAAACGGUACCUGACUGUGUUUAGGAAGUUUGACCUGGAUAAAUCUGGCACCAUGAGCUCCUAUGAAAUGCGGAUGGCACUGGAAUCAGCUGGCUUCAAGUUGACCAACCACUUGUUCCAACUCAUCAUCCUACGCUACGCAAAGGAAGACCUGAAUGUGGACUUUGAUAACUUUGUCAACUGUCUCAUCCGUCUGGAGACCAUGUUCAAGACCUUUAAAGAAAUGGACACUGAUGUAGAUGGGGUGGUUUCCUUCAGCUUCUUCCAGUGGAUCUCCCUCACCAUGUUUGCCUAGACAGAUGGAUGGCCUUGGCCUGCUUGCGUUGGUGGCGUCACCCCGACUCCAACAGCCAUAGAAUAUUGUCUUAAAUGUGACUAGUUGUGGUUCUAAAACAGGUAGAGUAGAACACAAAUGCUUUUGAAUGUUGCCGGUGCUUGACUUUCUUUUUUUUUAUAUAUAAAAAAAAAACAGUGAUCAGUGAUUUUUAUUUUUGAAACAAGCUGUUGGAUUUAUAUUCUGACACAAGUCAAUAAUGUAAAGCCUUAGUUUGAAGAAAAAGAAAAAAAAACAGAUUCUAACCUCAAUAACAAAAGGGCCUUGAAAUGUGGAGUGAAAAUAAAAGCAAUUUAAAGGUUUUAUUAAAUACAUUUGUUUGAAAAGCCAACUCUUUCUGGAUACUGCUGCACUUCUCAGGAAUGUAUGGAUUUUUGUUAUCUUUUAUUUUUGAAAAUAAAGUGCAAUGAAUGAUCUGAACAUCUGUCAUAAUCUGAACAUUAAAAAAUUAGCAGCACA